Messenger RNA from Kwoniella mangroviensis CBS 8507, 1080 nucleotides. RefSeq lists its product as uncharacterized. The transcript has 4 exons. NCBI's taxonomy places the organism in Eukaryota, Fungi, Basidiomycota, Tremellomycetes, Tremellales, Cryptococcaceae. Gene Ontology annotation, biological process: protein import into peroxisome membrane. Gene Ontology annotation, cellular component: peroxisomal membrane; peroxisome. The record is from RefSeq and is a predicted model, not a curated record. The coding region runs from base 1 to 1080 and encodes 359 amino acids.
AUGCCUCCUCCAGAACAAGCGGAAUCGUCGAAAUCAUAUAGGAAUCCGACGGUUGAGGACGACGACGAUGAUGAUCUCGAUGACUUAGAUGACGUACUGGCAUCUUUCAAUACUACCUCUCAGCAGAAGAACAACAUACUACCUACACCUCCAAUUACAACCACUUCGCCCCCUCAGACCCAGAAUCAGGAAACCAACGAUAAUGACGACAACGACGAUUUCGAAGCUUCCCUGAUGCAAGGUAUGGACGAACUUCUCAAGCAAUUAGCGGGUACACAUCCACCUGGACCAAUGUUGGAUGUACCUCCUCGAGCAUCAUCAUCGUCUGCGCAGUCCAACGGUAAAUCAUCCAGUUCGACUGCAAAUGGAGCAGGUUUGAGUAAAGAAGCUGAAGAGGAGGCAUGGCAGAAAGCUUUGGAGAUGGUCUUAUCGGGAGAAGGACUCAAAGCUAUGGGAUUAGAUGCCAACCAGAAAAGCAAGACCAACGGAGAGUCUUCUUCGCAGCCACAGCCACAGCCACAGCAGCCAAAAGCAAGUUAUGAAGAGACUUUAGCUAAAACUCUCGAAUCGUUGAACAAGGCUGGAUCAAAACCUAAUACCAACGGUAACACUCAGCAGCAACCGGAUUUAUCAGCUUUAUUAGCCAGUCUAGGCGGUGAUCCGGACUUGUUAAAAGAUCUGAAUUUGAAUUUGGACGAAGGAGAAGGAAAGGGGGAUGGAGAUCUGGCGGAUGUAUUGGAAGGUAUGAUGAGGCAGUUGAUGACUAAAGAAGUAUUGGAGGAACCCAUGAACGAGUUGGCUUCGAAGUACCCCACAUACCUCUCAUCCCCUCCUGACGGUACUACCCAAGACGACUUGAUCAAAUACCGCAAACAAAACGAGAUCGUCCAAAAGAUCGUUGGGACAUUCAAGAAACCCAAUUACUCAGACGAGAAAGAUGGUAAAGAGAUUGCUGGGCUGGUCAGUGAGAUGCAGGAUUUAGGAGGUCCACCGAAAGAGAUUAUGGGUGAUUUACCAGAGGGAUUCGAUCUAGGUGCUUUAGGAUCUUUGAGUGGAGAAGACGGUUGUACGAUCAUGUAA